UACGGCAGGAGCAGCAGCAGCAGAGGGUUGAGCGGCUGCGUGUCGAGAUGUGGGGAGAUGUGGGGAGAUGCGCUGGCAGGAAGUGGGGUGGGGAGCUCCGCUGAGGUCUGCACAAGGGCACCUCUGAAGGUGCCCAAGCCACUGGGCCUGCUCCAGCUGGGGCCGAGGAGGAGCUACCGUGCGCAGGGCCUUGCCUUUCAGGGGGCCAAGCUCUGCAGUAGAUGGCUAGGGGGGCAUCACCUGCGUCUGUGGCCUGUGCCUUGGAGGGCCAAAGGCGUGACCUCAGGGCCUCCCCGGGUCCCAGGCUUAGACUACGGCCUAGCUGUGGCUUCACAGGAUGGGGCCACAGGUGCCCUCGGCCCCUCCUGUCCUCUGGGUCCUAGGGUGCCUUGCCUUGUUCCUCUGGCUGUGGACACUGUGCACAGCCUGCCACAGUCACUGCUGAGACAACACCGCCUCUGCUCCCUCAGCAAGUCAGACACCAGACUGCAUGAGCUGCACCGGGGCCCAAAAAGCUGCAGGGCCCCUCGACCUGCCAGCGUGGAUAUCCUGUACCCGCGAUGGCUGGAAGUGCCCAGAGGCACCAGCAGACCUCUGACAGCCUUCUCACACCGAGAACUGCCCCGGGCGACGCCUGCUGCCACCUUGCCCUCCAUCUGCCCCGAGGCCACCUAUUCCAAUGUGGGGCUGGCUGCCCGCCCUGUGGUGUGGGCAGGGGCACGGCUGACCAGCAGCCAUGCCAGGCCCGGGCCUGACGCCGGACCCGGGGUGGCUGAGUAUGCCUGUAUCCAGAAGCUCAAGGGAACAGAUCAAGGCCCCCAAAGCCUCAGGCAGUGGAAGGCCGAGGUGACCCCAGCUGUUCAGGUGGACAUCCUGUACUCCAGGGUUAAGAAGCCUAAAAAGAGGGACCUAGGACCUGCCACAGAUCAGCUGGACCCCAAGGGCAGAGGAGAAAUUCCGGCUCUGGGAAGUGACCAGGCCUACGAGACCCUCCCACUCAGGGGCCUAGGCAUGGAUGAUGGCCUCCCAGACAAUGUGUACGAGACUAUCCAGGAGAUGGGGGCCCCUGAGCACCCGGAGCCCUCUGGCUGUAGCUAUUAGCAUAAGAAAAGAGGACAGAGGCAGGGCAUGGGGGCUCCCUGCUUCCCCAGUUUUACCCGAGAGGGGCAUCCAACCCCCAUCUGCCUUGAACAACGAAGUAUAGACGGUCAUCCUUCCAAAGUAGUGCCCAACGCCUAUUCCCUGUCCACCCCCCCCCCCCCCCCCCAGCUGGCAGCGCAAAGUCCAGAUCCCAAGGCUUCUAGCCUGUGAGGUCCCUGGGGGUCCUGGCCCCCAUGGCCUCUUGGCCUUUCGCAAGAUCUUAAUAAAUACCCAACACAGGAAGGAUGAAUACA
Messenger RNA from Prionailurus viverrinus (fishing cat), 1394 nucleotides. It is a transcript of the gene LIME1, whose product is annotated as Lck interacting transmembrane adaptor 1. Gene Ontology annotation, biological process: regulation of MAP kinase activity; regulation of transcription by RNA polymerase II; regulation of canonical NF-kappaB signal transduction. The record is from RefSeq and is a predicted model, not a curated record. NCBI's taxonomy places the organism in Eukaryota, Metazoa, Chordata, Mammalia, Carnivora, Felidae. The coding region runs from base 58 to 1101 and encodes 347 amino acids. Gene Ontology annotation, cellular component: B cell receptor complex. The transcript has 6 exons. Gene Ontology annotation, molecular function: protein kinase binding.